UAUUUCUAAAACUAGGUUUUGCUUCCUUCCUACAGUUUCUCGAUGAAUAACUGGAACCGUGUGGUUCAAGCAACUGAACCUAGAUACAGUGAUUUGCUUCAUCAAGCCUCUGUGUAUGGUGUAGCUACUGGUUAUUGCAUCUCAGCUUCUCUUCUCACAAUCAUCAACAAAUGGGCAAUCAUGAAAUUCCCUUACCCUGGUGCACUCACCGCUCUUCAGUACUUCACAAGCGUGGUCGGUGUCUUACUCUGUGGCCAGUUUAACCUCAUCGAGCACGAUCCUCUCAACCUCGUAACCAUGUGGAGGUUUCUUCCUGCAGCUAUCAUCUUUUACAUGUCACUUUUCACCAACAGUGAGCUUCUACUCCACUCUAACGUCGACACUUUCAUCGUGUUUCGUUCUGCUGUUCCUAUAUUCGUCGCCAUUGGAGAGACCCUUUUCUUGAACCGUCCUUGGCCUUCUUUCAGAACAUGGAUCUCUCUGGCUACCAUCCUUGGAGGAAGCUUGCUCUACGUGCUCACUGAUUACCAGUUUACCAUCACAGCAUAUAGCUGGGCUAUUGCGUAUCUUGUGAGCAUGUCUAUAGAUCUUGUCUACAUCAAGCACGUGGUUACGACCAUAGGGUUAAACACCUGGGGUCUUGUGCUUUACAACAACCUCGAGGCUCUUCUCUUGUUCCCACUUGAGCUGGUUAUAAUGGGAGAGUUGCAGAAACUAAGGCAUGGGAGCACUGAGAAGCCUGAUUGGUACACUUUCCCAGUGGUUUUCCCUGUGGGACUAUCUUGUUUAUUCGGUUUGGCCAUCUCUUUCUUUGGUUUUUCGUGUCGCCGAGGGAUUUCUGCUACAGGGUUUACGGUUCUUGGCAUUGUGAAUAAACUGUUGACGGUUGCGAUCAAUUUGGUUAUAUGGGAUAAGCACUCGAGUUUCAUUGGAACUUUGGGACUCUUGAUCUGUAUGUUUGGUGGAGUCAUGUAUCAGCAGUCCACAAGAAAGAAACUGAAAGGUGUACAUAAAGUUAAGCCGCAAGAACAAGUUGGUGAACUAAAGAAACUGCAAGAGAACGAGGAGGCUCAUAAACUAUGAUCACACACACGAAGCAACCUAUACAUGCUAAUCUUACAUAGUACUUGUGUAUUGUUCUCUCUACAAAAAAAAUAAAAUACUAUUUUAAUU
Brassica napus (rape) is the source of this 1173-nucleotide messenger RNA. Its product is annotated as GDP-mannose transporter GONST3-like. Gene Ontology annotation, molecular function: antiporter activity; GDP-fucose transmembrane transporter activity. Lineage: Eukaryota; Viridiplantae; Streptophyta; Magnoliopsida; Brassicales; Brassicaceae. Gene Ontology annotation, cellular component: Golgi apparatus. Bases 43 to 1083 code for a protein of 346 amino acids. The record is from RefSeq and is a predicted model, not a curated record. The transcript has a single exon.